AUGAACAACUCAUUCCACUCGUUUCCGCGUCUACCUCUAGAAUUACGCCGUAUCAUCUGGAAGCUGUGUCUCCCGUGUCGUAUCGCGGAAGAAGACGCUGUAGUAUUCGAUCUCAACGGUCGAGAAUCGCGUCAAGCCUGCUACAGCAUCCGUACAACACGUUUGAAUGCUCAACCGCCAGUUAUCGCAUUUGUCAAUAGCGAGUCGCGGCAAGUCGCGCUGGAAGAGGGACACAUGUUGGUGGAAACAACCACAGAGUUUAGCAUGAGAUCCCUAUGGGUGCAGCCGCAUCGGGAUGUGCUGCACCUCAACUGGAACCGACUGUACUACGCCUGCGCGAUGGCUUACGAUCCUACCUCUCCGAUGGAAUCGUUCCUGUGGAAGGCGGAGGAGCUAGGGAUGCAGUGCUCUAUGAUAGCAGAGAUCAUUCACUCUUUUAGUCUGAAGGCGCUGUUGGACGACCCCAAUAGUUCUAACGCGAGCGACCCCCCCAAGAAUUUGCCGGGCGAGGAAUGGCACAUUUUGGAGCGGGAAAAGUACCCUGAGAUUGCCGAGCUUGCGCUUUCCACAAUGAACCGGUGUUAUCUGCCCAUCCCAGCGGUCCUCAAUAUCACCAUGGCAGCGGUCUCUUUACAUAUUCCUAAGGAAGCGGCUCUAAAGUCGGGCUUGUUCGGGCUAUUGGGAGAUGCCCCUAUUCAGGUGGUUGACGUUGGUGACCGGGUUGCAUUGUGGGAAUUUCAAACAUUAUUCAGACAAUACGCGUUGGGCAAGGAACCGGCCGUACAGACGCUAUUUGACUUAUUUGCAAGUUCUCGCUUUGAAACCGCCGUGAAAACUUGGGUAAGACAGGCAGAAUGGUGCAUCAUUCAGGGAAGGUGGCAUUAUCAAAAGAGCCGAGACCUAGGCUCGACCUGGAUCCCUUACCUGCCAGACAUAAAAUAUUUUUCAAUGUCUGAAUAUUUGCCUAAUGAGAAUCAUCCUUGGGUCAAAGAAGCUAGGCAGGAUAUGCCCAAGCUACGACCGCGCAUCAUGGUACGAUAUUGCUCCAACGAGUGUUAUAUCAAGGAGCGGCUUCCCGAACACUUUUGGAAGUAUUAA
Messenger RNA from Talaromyces rugulosus, 1098 nucleotides. RefSeq lists its product as uncharacterized. Bases 1 to 1098 code for a protein of 365 amino acids. NCBI's taxonomy places the organism in Eukaryota, Fungi, Ascomycota, Eurotiomycetes, Eurotiales, Trichocomaceae. The transcript has a single exon. The record is from RefSeq and is a predicted model, not a curated record.